AUGGGUGCUGCCGGUAAACGCGGAAGAGAUAAAAUCUCAGCUCAAGCAACGACGAUACAAUCAGUUGUUAGCAGUACUGACGAUAAUAGUAAGGAGACUGCAAGGAACUCUAGGAAGUCGAGAUCGAAGACUCUGGACCUCAAGUCUAAUCUUCAAUUGAAAGAUCAAGACACGGAUACUGAAGAAAGUGAGUAUGAGGGACUAGAGGACGAGGAGGAAUCGGAUGGUCAAGUAGGGGAGGCCGAAGCGUUUGGUUUGAACGAUGCCUCUGCGGAUGAGAAUUCUAAUAGUGAAGACGAGAAUGGUGAUACAUUAGGCGUGACGAACAGUAAAGGUGAUGCUCAAUCAGAUGGGGUAGAGGACAGUGUUGAAGAGUUCAGUGGGAGUGAGGGGGAACUUGGCGAGGACUUCGAUGAAGAAAAUGAAGAUGCGUACACGCGCAGAGGCGGGUGGGCUGGAUACGAGGAUAGUGACUCGGAUGACGAGAUACCUGCCAAUACAGUGGGCAAUAUCCCUCUGGAAUGGUACGAUGAUUACGAGCACGUGGGUUAUGAUUUGGAUGGUAAAAAAAAUCAUCAAGAGCGGGAUGCGGGGUGA
This is a messenger RNA of Sphaeroforma arctica JP610, 597 nucleotides long. RefSeq lists its product as hypothetical. Gene Ontology annotation, molecular function: ribonucleoprotein complex binding. The transcript has a single exon. The coding region runs from base 1 to 597 and encodes 198 amino acids. Gene Ontology annotation, cellular component: PeBoW complex; preribosome, large subunit precursor. The record is from RefSeq and is a predicted model, not a curated record. Lineage: Eukaryota; Ichthyosporea; Ichthyophonida. Gene Ontology annotation, biological process: ribosome biogenesis; maturation of LSU-rRNA from tricistronic rRNA transcript (SSU-rRNA, 5.8S rRNA, LSU-rRNA).